This is a messenger RNA of Spea bombifrons (plains spadefoot toad), 2339 nucleotides long. RefSeq names its product transmembrane protein 100 (gene TMEM100). The record is from RefSeq and is a predicted model, not a curated record. The transcript has 2 exons. Lineage: Eukaryota; Metazoa; Chordata; Amphibia; Anura; Pelobatidae. Gene Ontology annotation, biological process: cellular response to BMP stimulus. Bases 426 to 824 code for a protein of 132 amino acids.
GUUGGAAUAAAAGGGGGAAAGAGCAGUAAGAAAGCUAGUGGUUUGUGUAAAGGGAGAGAGAGAAAGUAGUCUGGCCCCUUUCUGCUCCGGGCUGCCCAACGCUAAUCACAAACAAAUGCCUAUUCACCGUGGCCUGAGUCGUGUCCCACUUUUUUCUUUCCAGAGGAAGCCACCGUGCUAAUGAUGUGUCAUCUGUAACUCAGCCUUUAGCUACAGACUGCUAUUCAGAGCAACGCGUACACAGAUUCCUCUCCCUGCGCUCCGGCGAAACCCAAGCCCCACCGAGACAAAACACACAUUUUCUUACCAAAACACGCCUGGAAUUCUCGGUUUACUAUGGAUUACAGAUUUUCACGGUUCAGAACAUUUCGGCUGAACAUGGAAGUUGUCUGAGAUUUCUUUGAGUUCCUCUUUGUUGAAAGACGAUGGAGCAACCAAUAAAAGACCAUUUGGGAUCCCCCAAGGGGUCGGAACCCAUAAUGAUCGAAAAAGCCAACAAUGACUAUGUGAUAACGGCCAUUCCGAGACUCAACGAAACGCAGCUGACCGCGGCGACUGGGGGAGCGGAGCUCUCGUGUUACCGAUGUACCAUCCCGUUCGGAGUGGUUAUACUGAUCGCGGGAGUGGUGGUCACCGCGGUGGCGUACAGUUUUAACUCUCACGGGUCCAUCAUCUCUGUGUUCGGACUGGUUCUUCUGUCGUCUGGACUUCUUUUGGUAUGUUCGAGCGCGCUGUGCUGGAAGGUCCGACAACGGAAAAAGAGGGCGAAGAGGAGAGAGAGCCAAACGGCAUUGGUGGCGAACCAAAGGAGCCUACUUGCUUAAGAACAAUAGAACAAAAUGAACAUUGAACUCCCAUCUCAAAAAUGUUACCAGCCAAAGGCUUUAGAAAUCCUCUACGUACACGGAUUAAAACCGAUGAAGAGACCCUCGUACCGGGAUACACGGAGGGAUUUAUGAAAAUGCACCAGUUUCAUUGGUUGCUUUCCUGAUCUCAUGAUCUUGUACAAUUAUCUUUAUAUAUAAUUGCUUGGCCCCCUUUUGUAAUGUCCAAGUUGAGCACCAUAUGCAGACAUCACUAAGUGUCAGUAGCCAAAAUUCCUAUGAAUUUUCUUCCGAGUUUGCUAUCAUAUAGAAUCUAUUAAUAAUAAUUAUUAAUAUUCACUUUAUAUGCCUGCUCCAAACACUUUUUAUGCGACUGAUUCACUGUGACGCAGUUCAGAUCUAAAGAAACGAUCGUAGUCAAUUAGAAAUUUCUAGACUUUUUAUUUUUUGGCUCUUUGAAUUAGAGGCAUUUAGCAGAUAAAAAUCUCCAAAUUAAGAUUUUGUUAACCAUGAAAUAAUAAUUAUAAAAUUAAGAAUGUAUUACCACCUGCAGAUGGUAAAUCUUUGCCCCCCCCCAGAGGGAGACAUGGUAUGGUCCAGGUUGGAACUGAUGCCACCCAAGCAUCUGCUUUAGAUGCUCUAAAGCACCUAAUUAUAAAUAUAAUCCUACCUGAGAACAGGUAUAGAUUUUCAAUGACUUACCUGGAGAUAUUUUGCAUCUCCCUUGGAAUGGAAUGAUAAAAACGAGGGAAAUCAGAAUGCCCCUCUUAUAGACCUGAAGUCUUUAGAUGAAGUUGAUGCCUUUUAUUGGCACAAAAUAAAAAAAUAAAGUUAUAUAAGCUUUCAGAACCGGACGUGGCAGUAAUACCGGAUCAAAAAGACACUAAUUCAAUAAUUAUAAAAAAAGCUAAUUCUGUGUAUUUUCAUUCUGUAAUGUUAAUUAAAAACUUUCCCUGAGAGUUUCCAUUUUCCGUUAUAAUUGCAGUGUAAAAAAUGUAUUGCUGUCUAAUUGGACAUUCUAGAAUCAAUUCAUUAGAACGAAGCCCCAUGCCCCAUGCAGAAUUUAUGUCAUUGGAUUAUUGUUGACUAGUCAACUGGUUUAACCCUCUAGAACCACACCAGGAUGAACAAGUAUGGCGCUUGAGUGGUUAAAAAGUCGGCUAAAAAAAAUUCCAUUAUAUUACAGUCCAAGAAUUCUUCAACGGGUAUAAGAAGCUUCAGUUGGGAAUUAGCCAAUCAGUGGCUGUUUCGGCUUGUUGGCUGUGCUACGGUGAAUGUCAUUGGUGGUACUUGUAGAUCUUUUUUUUACUAUUACUAUUAAAAUUAUAAUAAUCGCUGUUUAUUUAGAUCGCUAUUUGUAAUUCUAUUUGUUGAAUGUGAACACUGCGGGGGGGGGGUGAAAAUUGUUUCUAAAAACAGUCGACUUUUGUAAAUUAACGUCAAACCAAGCACUUUCUGGUCUGUUUUUGUACUAAAAUACACAUUUUAUUAAAAAAAAAAUAUUAGUGCUGCUAA